This is a messenger RNA of Pogoniulus pusillus (Red-fronted tinkerbird), 3518 nucleotides long. RefSeq names its product semaphorin 3G (gene SEMA3G). Gene Ontology annotation, molecular function: semaphorin receptor binding; chemorepellent activity. NCBI's taxonomy places the organism in Eukaryota, Metazoa, Chordata, Aves, Piciformes, Lybiidae. The record is from RefSeq and is a predicted model, not a curated record. Gene Ontology annotation, cellular component: plasma membrane. Bases 3 to 2321 code for a protein of 772 amino acids. Gene Ontology annotation, biological process: positive regulation of cell migration; neural crest cell migration; axon guidance. The transcript is spliced from 16 exons.
GGAUGCGGGUGCUGGUGCCAGCGUGGGUGUGCGCGCUGGGGGCUGCGCUGCUGGCGGCGGGGCGCAGCCUGCCCCGGCUCCGCCUGUCCUACCACGAGCUUUUGGGCACCAAUCGCUCGCUCCUCUUCUUCGGCCACCGAGGCUUCCUGGGCCUCCGCUCCCUCUACCUGGAUGAGUACCGUGACCGGCUCUUUAUUGGAGGGAAGGACGUGCUCUACUCCCUGCUCCUGCACAGGGCCAAUGCAGAUGCCAAGGAGGUCUACUGGCCACCCCUCCCUGGGCAGACAGAAGAGUGUUUUCGGAAGGGGAAGGACCCAGGGACCGACUGUGCCAACUACAUCCGCGUGCUGCACCCCUACAACCGGACACAUUUGCUGGCCUGCGGGACAGGAGCCUUCCACCCUGUCUGUGCCUUUGCUUACGUGGGGCACCGUGGAGAGCAUGUCUUCAGCCUGGACCCUGCCAGCGUGGAGACUGGCCGGGGCAGGUGCCCGCAUGAGCCCAGCCAAGCUUUCGCCAGCACCAUCAUUGGUGGGGAGCUGUACGCUGGCCUCUCCGCGGAUUUCUUGGGCCGAGAUCCUGGCAUCUUCCGCAGCGCAGGGACCCGCUCCGCCCUGCGCACCGAGGUGGACCAGAGCUUGCUCAGCGACCCCAAAUUCGUGGCAGCCCACCUGAUCCCAGACAACAAUGACCGGGACAACGACAAAGCCUAUUUCUUCUUCACGGAGAAGGUGGUGGAAGUAGAUAACCAGGAGCCCACCAUCGUCAGCCGGGUGGCUCGGGUCUGCGUGAAUGAUGCUGGUGGCCAGAGGGUGCUAGUCAACAAGUGGAGUACCUUCAACAAAGCCCGUUUGUUGUGCUCUGUGCCUGGUCCUGGUGGCAUUGACACGCACUUUGAUGAGCUAGAGGAUGUCUUCUUGUUGAGGACCAAAGAUGGAAAGAGCCCAGAGAUCUACGCUCUCUUCAGCACUGUCAGCCAUGUUUUCCAGGGCUCUGCUGUCUGUGUGUACCGCAUGGCUGACAUCCGGGAGGUCUUCAACGGGCCCUUCGCCCACCGGGAGAGCCCCCACCACCAGUGGGGUGCCUAUGAGGGCAAGGUGCCCUACCCACGGCCAGGCGUGUGUCCCAGCAAGACUACCAACCAGCCUCGGCAACAGUAUGGCACCACCAAGGACUUCCCCGACGAGGUGCUGCACUUCGCCCGUGCUCACCCCCUGAUGUACAAGCCUGUGUACCCCCGGCACCGCCGGCCCCUCCUGGUGAAGACUGACCUGCCCCACCGCCUGCACCAGCUCGUGGUGGACAGGGUGGAGGCUGAGGAUGGACAGCAUGAUGUCCUCUUUCUUGGGACGGAUGCUGGUUCAGUGCUGAAGGUGGUGGUCCUGCAAAAGACAAGCUCAGCUGUAACUGAGGAAGUUUUUCUAGAGGAGCUGCAGGUUUUUAAGACACCUGUGCCCAUCACCCAGAUGGAGAUAUCUGUCAAGCGUCAAAUGCUCUACGUGGGAUCUAGCCUGGGGGUGGCUCAGGUACGGCUGCAUCAGUGUGAGACCUACGGCACAGCUUGUGCGGAAUGCUGCCUGGCCAGGGAUCCCUACUGUGCCUGGGAUGGCACUGCCUGCACCCACCACCAGCCCUCUGGCAAGCGCCGCUCCCGCCGCCAGGACAUCCACCAUGGCAACCCUGUGCACCAGUGUCUGGACCAGAACCUGACUGUGGACGAUUUUGAGAGCGUUGAGGAGAAGGUGCUUUAUGGGGCGGAGGACAACAGCACCUUCCUGGAGUGUGUGCCUCGGUCCCCUCAGGCCAGCGUGCAGUGGUUUGUGCAGAGACCCCCUGACGAGCAGCGGGAUGAGGUGAAGACGGACGAGCGGAUCCUGCAGACGGACCAAGGGCUUCUCUUCCGCAGGCUGCACCGCCACGACGCUGGAAUCUACUACUGCAAAACACUGGAGCAUGGCUUCACCCAGACAGUGGCCAAGACAGCCUUGGAGGUGAUCACCAGUGAGCAGCUGGCACAUACCCUCCCCCGGGAGCGGGGUCACAAGUCCCCAUACCUGUCUUGCCCUGAACUCUGGCUGACACCACAGGUUCCCAAAACCUGGUACAAGGACAUCAUGCACCUCAUCAGCUCCCAGAACUUGCGGCGGGUGGAGGAGUACUGUGCCCGUCUCUGGUGUGGCAGCAGCCGCCCCCACCAUCGCAAGAGAAAGAUGGCCCAGGGCAAGCAUGUCCUGGGCAGUGUGGAUGUGGGCAAGAAGGCACAGAUAGCCAAACCCCGUGGCGAGAGAAACCGUGUGCCGCGGCAAGCGGCAGCCACUUAGAGAGGGCAGGGCGAUGGACAUGGGCUGGCCAUGGGCAAGGACUGGUUCUCCAUGCUGCUGGUGGCCCUGGGGGCCUCUUGCCCUGUCCAGUGGCUUGCAGUGGUAUCAGCUUGCUCCCCCCAGCCAUGGUGGAUGGGAUGCCAGGGCCAGCUCUUGGGCAGGUCCCCAGCACCCCCUGUGGCUGCAGGGCCAGGUCCAAAAUAGGUGGCAUGGGGGGAUGCGUUGUCCACCCUCCUUGCUCUCGCUGGGUGCUGUGCUGGGUUGCAGGGCAGGAUGGGGCUUAGCACAUGAGGUACCACUGCUGAGCCGUCACCACAGGGACCUUGCCCACUGGCUUUCUCCACAAAUAUAGGGACCAAGCACAGUGCCACAGGGAGUGGCUGAUGGCUCCAGGCUCCUUCUGUGCCAGCAUGGGGCCUGGGAAAGAUGAUGCCUUCUCUCAUGGUAGGAAAAAAAACCACUCCACAACACCUUUGUGGCCAGCACAAGCCCCAACAUCUACUGCAGUAAGGGAGCUGGAGCUGUGCUGUGCUGCGCCAGCCAAGGUGUGCCCUGGGGAAGAGGGCUCCUUCCCACCUUCCCUGUGGCACCAGGACACGCUCAGGAGAGGCAGGCUCUGUGUAGGUGCAGCUCCCCCGCGUCCCUUCCAUCCCCCCCCCAGCCACUGGCCGUUUUAGGGCUGGGCAGGAUCAAGCAAACGGCCGUUAGACUCGUUCCUAGGUAAACACAGGAGAGGCACUGCUGCCAUCACUGUCACCGUGCCCAGGAGGAAGUGGGGACAUGCAGAAGAAGGUGACCCCAGCAGUGAGGGCGGAUUGCACUCCAAACCAGGGGUUUCUGGUGCUUGGUGGUCCUGUGGGGCUGAGUGGGACAAGGCUGUUUUGGGGAAGCUUGAUUUUGGCUGGCGAAGUUAAACCAGUACCCAGGGCCUCUCACAAGGGCAGGAGCUGAGGGUAGGUGUGUGGAGAGCACCCGCGGGCUGCCAGCAAGGUGCUCGCUUGCUUUCCUCCCCCGACGUGAGCUCAUUCACCUCACCCGGUCAGCCCGGGGUGAUAAACAUCUCCCCCUUCCUGGGGCAGGGCAGCCCCACACAAUGGUGUGAACCGAGGCCCUGCCGGGACGGGCAUUGUUCAGAGGCAAAGGAACGGGAAAGAAUAAUAAUAAUAAUAAUUAAAGCCCCUAAAUAGAUCGCACAGA